This is a messenger RNA of Gracilinanus agilis (Agile Gracile Mouse Opossum), 1131 nucleotides long. It is a transcript of the gene DMRT1, whose product is annotated as doublesex and mab-3 related transcription factor 1. Gene Ontology annotation, cellular component: nucleus. Gene Ontology annotation, biological process: regulation of transcription by RNA polymerase II; sex differentiation. The coding region runs from base 1 to 1131 and encodes 376 amino acids. Gene Ontology annotation, molecular function: DNA-binding transcription factor activity, RNA polymerase II-specific; RNA polymerase II cis-regulatory region sequence-specific DNA binding. The transcript is spliced from 6 exons. NCBI's taxonomy places the organism in Eukaryota, Metazoa, Chordata, Mammalia, Didelphimorphia, Didelphidae. The record is from RefSeq and is a predicted model, not a curated record.
AUGCCUAACGAGGAUUCCUACAGCAAGCCCUCGACUUCCUCCGACGGGCACUCUGGGCCCGGGGGCAAGGCCGGGGGCUUCGGCAAGGGCUCAGGUGCCAUGCUCGGAGUGGCUGGAGGCAGCGGCGGUAGUGGCGGCGGGGCUGGGAGCAGCGGCGGCGGCUCGGGCUCGGGUUCCGGCGGCUUAGGACCGUCGGGGGCGGCGGGGAAGAAGUCUCCGCGUCUGCCCAAGUGUGCACGCUGCAGGAACCAUGGCUACGCGUCCCCGCUGAAGGGGCACAAACGCUUCUGCAUGUGGCGCGACUGCCAGUGCAAGAAGUGCAAUCUGAUUGCAGAGAGGCAGCGGGUCAUGGCCGCUCAGGUGGCACUGAGAAGGCAGCAGGCCCAGGAGGAGGAGCUGGGGAUCAGCCACCCCAUUCCCCUGCCCAGUGCUGCAGAGCUGCUGGUGAAGAGAGAGAACAAUGGCAGCAGCUCAUGCCUGAUGUCCGAGAGCAGCAGCCCCACGCAGGCCCCCAGCACUCCUACUACAUCUUCAGGUUCCCCGAAUGAGGGUCGUAUGGUCAUUCAAGACAUCCCUUCGGUCACCAGCAGAGGGCACCUGGAGAACACAUCUGACCUGGUCUCCGAUUCCACCUAUUAUGGCAGUUUUUACCAGCCCUCUCUCUUUCCGUACUACAACAAUCUGUACAACUACCCCCAGUAUUCGAUGGCCUUGGCCGCUGAUUCCUCUUCUGGGGAAAUGGGGAGUACACUUGGGGGAUCCCCAGUGAAAAACAGCCUUCGGAGCCUACCAGCGACUUAUGUGUCUGGCCAGUCAGGAAACCAGUGGCAGAUGAAGAACACCGAGAAUCGUCACGGCAUGGGUUCCCAGUACAGGAUGCAUUCUUACUAUCCUGCUACUUCCUACCUGAGCCAGAGUGUGUCACAGAUCUUUGCUUUUGAAGACAGCCCUUCCUAUUCUGAGGCAAAAGCAAGUGUUUUCUCACCACCCAGCAGUCAAGAUUCUGGCUUGGUUUCCCUGUCCAGCAGCUCACCUAUUAGUAAUGAAAGCACAAAAGGUGUUUUGGAGUGUGAGUCUGCAUCGGAGCCUGGCACCUUCACAGUUAAUGCUGUCAUAGAAGAUGAUGAAUAA